This is a messenger RNA of Lolium rigidum, 2183 nucleotides long. Its product is annotated as pollen-specific leucine-rich repeat extensin-like protein 1. The transcript has a single exon. NCBI's taxonomy places the organism in Eukaryota, Viridiplantae, Streptophyta, Magnoliopsida, Poales, Poaceae. Bases 1 to 2136 code for a protein of 711 amino acids. The record is from RefSeq and is a predicted model, not a curated record.
AUGGAGGCCCGCCUGAGCCUCGCCGUGCUCGUCGUCGCCGUGCUGGCGGCGGCGACAGUCUCUGCUCUGUCGGACACGGAGGCAUCCUACAUAGCGCAGCGCCAGCUCCUCAGCCUCGAGGAAGGCGACGGCAACCUCCCGGAGGACUUCGCGUUCGACAUCCACGUCGACGUCACCUUCGCCAACGAGCGCCUCCGCCGUGCCUAUGUCGCGUUCCAGGCGUGGCGCAAAGCCAUAUACUCCGACCCCAAGAACUUCACCGGCGGGUGGGUCGGCCCCGACGUGUGUAGCUACUUUGGUGUCACCUGCUCGACCGCCCUGGACGACCCAAAUGUCAACGUUGUCGCCUCGGUGGACCUCAACGGCGGCGACAUAGCCGGGUACCUCCCGACCGAGCUCGGCAUGCUAACGGACAUCGCGGUGUUCCACAUCAACUCCAACCGCUUCUGCGGGAUAAUCCCGGAGAGCUUCUCCCGCCUCACAAUCCUCCACGAGUUCGACGCCAGCAACAACCGCUUCGUCGGCGGCUUCCCCGCGGUGGUGCUCAAGAUCCCCGUGCUCAAGUACGUGGAUAUCCGGUUCAACAACUUCGAGGGCGAGCUCCCGCCGGGGCUGUUCGACAAGAGCUUCGACGCCAUCGUCGUCAACAACAACCGCUUCGUCGGCUUCAUCCCGGAGAACAUCGGCAACUCGACGGCGUCCCUCGUGGUGCUCGCCAACAACGAGUUCGUCGGCUGCAUCCCCCGCAGCGUUAGCCGCAUGGCGGACACGCUCGACGAGCUCAUGCUCCUCAACAACCGCCUCGACGGCUGCAUCCCGCCGGAGCUCGGCGAGCUCGUCAACACCACGGUGGUGGACGUCAGCGGCAACGCCCUCGUGGGUACGCUGCCCGACGAGCUCACCAACAUGACAAGACUGGAGCAGCUCGACGUGUCGAGGAACCUGCUCGCCGGCGCCGUUGCGGAGCCCGUCUGCAAGCUGCCGGCGCUCGCCAAGUUCAGCUUCGCGAACAACUACUUCAAAGAGGAGGCUCCGGCGUGUGUGCCGACCGUCGAGGGGGAGGUGGCGCUGGACGACCUGGGCAACUGCCUCGCCGGUCGGCCAGGGCAGAAGACGGCGCUCGAGUGCGGCCCCGUGCUCGCGCGGCCCGUCGACUGCCGCACCAAUGUCUGCUCGGCGCGCCCGUCAAAGCCAACGCCAGUCACUCCCACGCCGGUGCCAAAGCCAUUAAAGCCAACGCCGGUGCCCACAAAACCAGAAACACCGUUGAUUGGGCCGCAGUUGCCGCCGCCCCCACCGCAAAAGCCAGAAAUCCCACCGCCUUCGCUGUCUCCCGCUUCCGCCCCCGAGCUUGGACCAAUUGUCGGCCCAGAUCUACCUCCGCCACCUCCACCACUUCCAGUGAGCUCGCCGCCACCGCCCGUGAAAUCUCCUCCUCCACCGGCACCGGUGAGCUCGCCUCCGCCACCACUCAAAUCCCCACCACCACCUGCGCCGGUGAGCUCUCCUCCGCCACCCGUCAAAUCGCCACCUCCACCAUCGCCACCACCACCAGUUAAAUCCCCUCCACCACCGGCUCCAGUGAGCUCUCCCCCUCCUCCUCCAGUGAAAUCUCCGCCACCACCGGCACCUGUCAGCUCCCCACCUCCACCUGUGAAAUCCCCGCCACCACCAGUACCCUUGAGCCCUCCACCUCCACCAGUGAAGUCCCCGCCACCACCGGCUCCAGUGAGCUCGCCGCCUCCACCAGUAAAAUCCCCUCCCCCACCGGCACCAGUAAGCUCUCCGCCUCCCCCAGUGAAAUCCCCUCCACCACCAGCGCCAGUGAGUUCUCCACCUCCACCAGUGAAAUCGCCACCACCACCGGCACCAGUAAGCUCUCCACCACCACCGGUAAAGUCCCCUCCCCCGCCGGCGCCAGUCAUCUCUCCUCCUCCUCCAGUACCAUCUCCACCACCCCCAGCUCCAGUGAGGUCACCACCUCCCCCAGUAUUCUCCCCACCACCACCAGUUGUUCAUUCGCCUCCGCCACGGCCGCCAUCACUGCCUCCACCAGCCCCACAAGACUUCAUAUUGCCGCCGAUCACAGCGCAGAACUACGCGUCACCGCCGCCGCCUCAAUUCCAAGGAUACUAAUCGCGAUAGAAGCUGGCGAAAUACCAUGGGGACGACGAGGAGCCAUC